Mesoplodon densirostris (Blainville's beaked whale) is the source of this 750-nucleotide messenger RNA. RefSeq names its product iodothyronine deiodinase 1 (gene DIO1). NCBI's taxonomy places the organism in Eukaryota, Metazoa, Chordata, Mammalia, Artiodactyla, Ziphiidae. Gene Ontology annotation, molecular function: thyroxine 5'-deiodinase activity. The record is from RefSeq and is a predicted model, not a curated record. The transcript is spliced from 4 exons.
AUGGGGCUGCCCCCGCCAGGGCUGUGGCUGAAGAGGCUCUGGGUGCUCUUUCAGGUGGGCCUGCACGUGGCCAUGGGCAAAGUGCUGCUGACACUGUUUCCCGGGAGAGUCAAGCAGAACAUCCUGGCCAUGAGUGAGAAGACUGGCAUGGCCAAGAAUCCCCACUUCUCCUAUGAAAACUGGAUCCCCACUUUCUUCAGUGCCCAGUAUUUCUGGUUCAUCCUGAAGGUCCGUUGGCAGCGACUGGAGGACAUGACAGAGCAAGGGGGUCUAGCCCCAAACUGCCCCGUGGUCCACCUGUCAGGACAGAGGUGCAACAUCUGGGACUUCAUGCAAGGCAACAGGCCAUUGGUGCUGAAUUUUGGAAGUUGCACCUGACCUUCAUUUAUUUUCAAGUUUGACCAAUUCAAGAGACUUAUUGAAGAUUUUAGUUCCAUAGCAGAUUUUCUCAUCAUUUACAUUGAAGAAGCACAUGCAUCAGAUGGCUGGGCUUUUAAGAACAACGUGGACAUCAAGAAUCACCAGCAUCUCCAGGACCGCCUGCGGGCAGCCCGCCUGCUGCUGGACAGGAGCCCCCAGUGCCCCGUGGUGGUGGACACAAUGAAAAACCAGAGCAGUCAGCUCUACGCAGCGCUGCCUGAGAGGCUGUACGUGCUCCAGGACGGCAGGGUCCUGUACAAGGGUAAACCUGGCCCUUGGAACUACCAUCCAGAAGAAGUUCGUGCUGUUCUGGAAAAGCUCCACAGUUAA